Molecule: messenger RNA, 1891 nt
Organism: Syzygium oleosum
Lineage: Eukaryota; Viridiplantae; Streptophyta; Magnoliopsida; Myrtales; Myrtaceae
Exons: 10
Coding region: 135-1544 (469 amino acids)
Biological process (GO): endosome organization; receptor recycling; retrograde transport, endosome to Golgi
Cellular component (GO): recycling endosome; early endosome; trans-Golgi network
Source: RefSeq, a predicted model, not a curated record
AACGGUAACAGUUAAUAACCGACAGCCAGAAGAAGACGAAGACGAUCGCGUUCCUCCGAAUCGCUCCGAUUUUUCCUCCUCUUCUGCUGCGGAGAAAAAUCCCUGUCGAUCGAUCGCUCGCUCGGUCGCCGGCGAUGGCGUCCAAUGGUGCUUCGACGAGGGCCGGCGGUGCCGUGAGCAGCCUGGAGAAGAUCAAGCGCCAGCUGGCCUCCGGUUCCGGGAAGACCUUGCUGCAGGGACCUCUCCUCAAGCGAUCCGAGACUCUAAGGAAGUGGAAUGAGCGAUGGGUGAUCUUAGAUCCAACCACAGGGAGGAUGGAGUACAAGGUCAGGAGAAAUGAGCCAGCUGUCAAGGGAACCAUAGUGUUCGAUGCUAACAGCACUAUAACUUUAUCUCCAGUGAACUUCAACGGAUUGCCGAAGUACGAUGGCUGCUGCUUCUAUAUUGGGACCCCAUCAAGGAGAGAUUACUUUUUCUGUGCUGAAACUCCUGGUGCUGCUAGAGCUUGGGUAUCGACGCUACAAGCUACACAACUGGUCUUAAAGGCUCAUACACAGGCUGUAAAUUCUCUGAGUGGAAAUGGUUCUGCGAAAUUGGGGACAGUGGCUGCUGCAGUGGCUGCAGCUAACUCAACAGCUCUGGAAUCCUCUAAGGAAAUUGAAGCAGCAAUGCAGAUUUCGAUGAGAAAUUCCCUUGGAAUGAUCACGAAUAGAAUUAUGGAUGGUCCAUUGGAUGAUUUCACGAUAAUGAAGGAGACACUACGAGUUAAGGAUGAGGAACUGCAAAAUUUAGCGAGGGACAUUCGUGCACGAGAUUCAACUAUAAAGGAGUUAGCAGAGAAGCUAUCAGAGACUGCUGACGCUGCUGAUGCUGCAGCUUCUGCAGCCCAUAUGAUGGAUGAACAAAGGAGGAUAGCUUGUGCUGCAAUCGAGCGCUUGACCGAAGGUUGUGAGAAGAAGUUGGAGUCAUUAAAGAUGAAGCUGAAAGAGUUUGAAGAUAAAGUUGCAGCUCUAAGUGGAGAAAGAGACGAAAUGAUUAAACAGCGAGACUCUGCUCUUCAAGAGGCGCAGUUAUUGCGUUCUGAGCUUGGCAAAGCUCGAGAGCGUUCUGUCAUAUUAGAAGCAGCUGUUGUCAGGGCAGAAGAGAAGGCCAGAGUUGCUGAGGCAGAUGCUGAUUCUAGAAAAAAGGAGGUUCAAGAAAAAGAGUCAGCUGCUGCAAAGGAGAAGCAAGAGCUUCUGGCAUAUGUGAACAUGUUGCAAGCACAACUACAAAGACAGCACAUUGAUUCAAGGAAAGUCUUUGAAGAGAAGACAGAGUCUGAGGAGAAUGUGGAUAAAGCAUGUCUCAGUGUUUCUGAAGCUAUACCAGUUUCCGAAGAGAGUGUGCCUGUUGAUGAAGUCAGCCUUCGGUCAAGUAGAGCUGGGGAAUGGAGUGACAUUCAGGCAACAGAAGCAAGAAUAGCUGAUGUUAGAGAAAUCGCUCCAGAGACUGGAGGCAGCUUGGACAUUCCUGUUGUUACUCAGCCAGUCGACAACGGUUGUUAGGAAUUGGUGAAUCCAUCUCAGUGGGAGGAUGCACAAGAGCGUCAACCUUCCAAGGUAGUGUUACAUCGGCACUUGGCAGCUACAAGCACAAAAAAUCGACUAUGUGCACUCAGGUUAGAAGGUCGGGCAUGAACUUCAUGAUUCAAUGCCUUUUUCUUUGCGAAGUUGAAUGAGCUGGACUUACACCCUAGACUUCCACGAUGCGGUUAGCAUUCUUUAGAAUAAGCAGGUUCACUCGUUCGAUUGUACAUUCAGUCAGCUUGAUUUCCCGUUAUAUCAAUGUAUAUUGCGGCCUUCGCCAAAACUGCUCGAUAGUAUUACUGUAUAGCAGCUGAUUCUUCUCGAAA